Carassius auratus (goldfish) is the source of this 3032-nucleotide messenger RNA. It is a transcript of the gene c6h22orf23, whose product is annotated as chromosome 6 C22orf23 homolog. The record is from RefSeq and is a predicted model, not a curated record. The coding region runs from base 292 to 957 and encodes 221 amino acids. Lineage: Eukaryota; Metazoa; Chordata; Actinopteri; Cypriniformes; Cyprinidae. The transcript has 7 exons.
AACCAUGGAUUAUAAAGCGAAGAAGAACAUCACAGGAUCGAAACCUGAUCGAAACCAACAUGAGUUAACAGAGAACAUAUGGAGCCUUACAAAACUGCUGCACCAAAUCGAAAUCUAUUUUAAUUUCUCAACUCAAAAGCAACUCUAAACACUCUAAGCAUUUGUGGGUUUCUGUUUUUGUGAGACUACUUUACUGGAUUGAUUGUUUUGUAUGUUUCGCUUGUGUUACCAUAGCAACUAAAUUACUCGGCUUCUUUUGCGUUCACUGCUUACUUCUCGUUUAAGUGAGGAAUGAUGGCCAGCGGAUCCAAAUAUAGGGAGGACAGAGUCAAUCACUACAGAACAGAGACACGACAAUUAAUACAAAUGAUGAUGCAGGAGUCUCGUCUAACAGACUUUCAGCAGAGGCAGAUCAAUAAUCAGCUGAAAAAUGGCGGCGCUCUUCCACUAACAUUUAAUCUCAAGCCGCUCGAGCCCAGUGUUCAGUCAGAGCCAAGAGUCAAUAAAGUGGCCGCGCUGAUUGGUCACCAGAAGAGACGCAGUGCAGAGAAAUGCAGUGCUGGAGAUAAUUAUAAACGAGAACAGUUCAAGCCUAGAGCUAUACGAGAUCAAGAGAAAGAGAAGAGACAGCUACAAAAUCUUUUUUCUACUGGUCAAAAGGAUGUUGGGCCAACUCACUCCCAAAGAGAUUCCACAGAGAGAAAAGAGAAACAGAUAGAUCGAUUCCAAGAGGUCCUGGAUGAGAUUGAGGAGAGGAAGCAGUUUUUAGAGGACAUGACGGCAUUGGGAAAAGGUCACCAAUACCAACAACUCAUCAACACAGAGAUUUCCCAGAAAAUCCGUGAACUUGAAAAGAUUGACAAGAAACGCAGUGAAGAACUAACCACAUUCAAGCUAGAUGGAAAAAAGGAACAAAACAAAGCGAGGGAUAGAGAAGGUGAAAAUAUGAGUUGUUAGACAUCAAUGAGUAUUAAAAUUACUUUCAAAAAAGGUCAAAACUUCAGAGGGUUUUCUUUUAUUAAGUAGGUUUAUUUUUAAUGUGUCCUCCAUCCUAAAAGCACAGACUGUUUUAGAGAAAACAGAAAGCCCUUGGAGUUGAUCAUGCACACAUAAACCCUGACAGAACAAGCACAAUACUGAAAUCUGAUAAAUACAAUUAAACACCCAAAUACUUGGAGAAGACACAAACUAAAAUAUCAACAAAACAGUCAAAGACACUUAACAGCCAAUGCUAAGACGUAUGCAUAAAUUAAACAGAUAAAAGGCACUCCUUCAGAAAUACACUCCUGCUUGGUUUUACAGAGAUUAAGGCCCAACACACAACAUGUGACAUUCUACAGUGAAAAUAGACCAUUUUUAAAUUAAAACGUAAUAUUGCAUAAUCUUCUUCCAGGGUGUCUGAAGUGUGACUGAUAUCUAUUACUGCUUAACAUGAAAAACCUUACAGUUAACAUUUUGCGUUUGCAUUGAGUUAUAGUUUAUAUAUAUAUAUAUAUAUAUAUAUAUAUAUAUUUUUUUUUUUUUUUGUAUAUCUGUCAUCAGUUCUUCAGACUGAACAACUGUCUACAAGCAGUUUACAAGUCUGAUGGUUUCUUACACUUAGGUUAACCUCAAUUUGACACUAAGAUUUUGCUAGUAUGAAGUAAUUCUAUGAAAUAAUACACUGUCAGUAAAAAACAUUUCUCAUCAUAGGGUUAUAAUGAUAUAAUUUAACAAUAUUUUAGAAGUUUAAUUUUUAUAUGAAUAAUGCUACUAAAUAAUAAUAAAUUGCCUGCCAAAAUUGGAAUGUUGCAUAAGGUUGUUGAAACAAUGCCACAACGAAUGCACACAGUAAUCAAAGCCAGGUGGUGUAUAAAACCAAUAUUAAUCAUAUUAAAAUUUCUUUUUAUAUUAAAAUGUUGUCCAGGGUAGGGUUGCACCAGCUGUUCAUGUGUUCUUGAUUAAACUGGAACAUAAAGUCCACACUCUCUUUGUACUUUGGUUCUUAAAGCAGAUGCUAGUAAAUUUUAAACUAUCCAAAAAAGUAAUACAUUGUUUACCUUAAAUUAAUCAACAUCAGAGCAGAAGUGAGUUUUUUACUUUAUUACUAUAGGACAGUGCAGAAGUGACAGGAAGUUAAGUGGGGGACAAUGAAGGGGGCGGGAUCUGAAAAGGUCCUCGAGCUGGGAUUUGAACUCGGGAUGCCAGUAACACAAUAGCGCUAAAUGUUGGCGUGCUGCCCACAAGGCUGUCUGCGUCAACUUCAGUUUAUCGUCUUAAGACUGAUUCCAACUUCUUUUGCCUCGUGUACCUAAUGCUUAAAUUAUGUUUCUAAGACUAGUCUGUAAAUAACAUUGUACGUAACACUGUAAAUGACAAAAUAAGAAGCAAUAAAUAAAUAUGGAGGCAAUACUGUUUUUUUGGCACAGAGCAAUGCACACAGUUGCGCUGUUUAGAUCUGGUUAAGUGCUGGAGGGCUGCAAGUCAGUUAUUCACAUAACAUUAUCUUUUUUUAAAUAAGAAAACAAAUGUAAAUGUCAACACAAACAUGUCUAAAGCAUUGUAUUUUGUCAGAUAAAACAUGAGCUUAUUGAUGCAACAUAAAAAUCUGCUACGUAGUCGAAUGCUUCCAUCAUUAUUCAGUGUAUAUUCUAUCUGUAUGUUCAGUUAUGUUUGAACCAAGUUUAAUGGUGCAAUUUUCGAAUAUAUAAUACUGCGUAAACUGUAACUCAAUGUCCAUUUUAAACAAGGCUGCUACUUCUGCUAAUACUUCUUUUUUUAUUUUUUUAUUAUUAAGAACAGCUGGUGUAACCAAACCCAGGCAGACAAAACACCAAAUCCCUGUUACUCAAGAAAAUCACAAAGCAUUCAUGAGAUAUAAAUGCUUUACAUUUAUUCUCUUACCAAUAUUAUAUACUGUGAUAAGUGUUAUUAAUUUCUGAUUUGUGGCCUGAAAAGAUUCACUAAAAGUGCUUUUUGUUCACUUUUCAGUGUGAACAGAAACAAUUCCGCCAUGCCAUUUAUAAAAAAAAAAAAAAAAAAAAAAAAAAAAA